Sphenostylis stenocarpa is the source of this 3714-nucleotide messenger RNA. NCBI's taxonomy places the organism in Eukaryota, Viridiplantae, Streptophyta, Magnoliopsida, Fabales, Fabaceae. The record is from the annotation of a GenBank genome assembly.
AUGUCAAAUAAUCCGCAAUUUCCAGGUUUACAGCCUCUUCGGCCUCCUAUUACUGGUUCCGUGGAUCCUCCCCGCAAUUAUGCUCCACCUAUGCCUGUUCAAUUCCGUCCUGUUGUUCCUGCCCAGCAGCCACAGCAGUUCAUUUCCAUUCCUUCUCAACAUUACCAGCAUCAUCAACAUCAACCUGUUGGUCCUGGUGGUGUUCCAAUGAUUGGUGUUGGAAUGCCUCCCCAAAAUCAACAGCCCCAAUUUUCUCAACCAAUUCAACAGUUACCCCCAAGACCUAGUCCGCAGUUACCCACCCCGCCACAGGCAAUUCCAAUGCCAGUUGCUCGCCCUAACAUGCACAUCCCAUCCGAAACAAUGACGCCUCAGCCUGAUACUCAAGCUCCAAAUGGUUACGCACCAGGUUUAGGUGGUCCUGGAAUGCCACUUUCUUCAUCUUAUACCAUUGCAUUUACACAGUUUGCAGCAUCCACUUAUGGUCAAGUGCAGACUAAUUUUAAUUCUACCGGCCAAUUCCAACCUGUUCCUCAAAUUCAAACUCUCACGGGUUCUUCGUCUCAGGCCAUGACCAUUGGGGCAACUAUUCAGAGCAAUGGUGGAGGACAACCUUUAGUUACAACUGUCAUGCCUUCCGCUACCAUUGUCCAGCCACAGCUUGCCAAAAAUGGCCCUACAGAUUGGAUUGAGCAUACCACUGCUACUGGAAGAAAUUGGACCUAUGUAGCCGACCCUAUCAAGUGGGAAAUGGCCUUGUGGACAAGUGGUUUUGCCUCUCUAAAAGUGUCUGUAUAUCUUGGAACAAGGGGUGAAAAUGACACACUGCCAGUAGAUUUCAAUUGCCAUGAUUGCAAUGUGAAAUCCUGCAAUGUCUGUGGUAGCUGCUGUAAGGCUUGGGAAUCAACAUCCAAUCAAGAAAUGACAUGUGCUCCACUAACUGGAAUAUUUACUGCUAAUCGUUACAUUGCCAAAAUUUCUGCUAGCUUGAGCCGUGUAGUCUCUUUGUACAUGCUGUGCUACUCUAUUGAGAGAAUGCUUCCAAUUGUCAUUUGUUUGGAACAACUGUAUUGUAAGAAGAUGGGUGUUGAUCUUAUUUCCCUUUUUGGUUGUAUUGCUAUGGCUCACACCUUAGAGCUUGGGUUUUCUGCUAUGGCAGCAAUCUGUGCAUUUGUUUAUGGACUUUUGUACUCCUUUCUAUACACAAUAUGCUCAUUGGGGAGGAGUGUGAUUGGCAAGAUGGACAUUGACAACAUUGCUGGUGAAAUGAACUCCUGUCCAUACAAAGUAUGCUCUGUUGGGAGGAUUGUACAUGGCAAGAUAGACUUGAUAAAGUUGCCAAGGGUGGAUGAAUCAACAAACUGGAAGGAGUAUAUUAGUCCCGAUGGACGAAAGUAUUUCUACAACAAGGUCACAAAGGAAUCCAAGUGGUUAAUUCCUGAGGAAUUAAAGUUGGCCCGUGAGCAAGUUGAAAAGGCAAUUGUCAGUGGACCGCAUUCUGAGGCAUUACUAAAUUCUCAUCCUCAACCCUCUCCGGUCCCUUCUGUGGCAGAAGCAACACUCAAUGCAGAUAAUUUAUCUUUAGCCAGUCAAAGAGAACCAUCAAGUCCUGUCUCAGUUGCUCCAGUUGUUACAACAUCCAUAAGUAAUCUACAAUCUGAGAUGCCUUCUGGACCAUCUACCUCUCCUUCUGCAACCCCUAUAAAUGGAACAAAAGUGGAUGAACUUGAGGCACCUGUAAAUACUGUCACACCAUCAGAUAGUAGCGUAGGAAGUGAUAAAGCUGUUGUUACUGAUAUUAGCACUGCUAUAACUCCAAUGAGAGAUGCUAGCAACGAUUCAGGUCAAGAUACCCUUGGUUCUGCAGAUGGAGUUCCUGCAGAAGAUAGAGAAGAUGGUAAAACUGAUUCAAUAGGGGACAAAAGUAAUCAUGUAGCUGCAGAAACCAAGACACUUGAGCCAGAAACCAUUGUUUUUGCAAAUAAGAUGGAGGCUAAAGAUGCUUUCAAAGCACUUUUGGAAUCUGUAAAUGUUGGAUCUGACUGGACAUGGGAUCGGGCAAUGCGUUUAAUAAUUAAUGAUAAAAGGUAUGGUGUCUUAAAAACACUUGGUGAGAGGAAGCAAGCUUUCAAUGAGUACUUAAAUCAGAGGAAAAAAUAUGAAGCAGAGGAAAAGCGUAUGAAACAGAAAAAAGCGCGGGAGGAUUUUAAAAAAAUGUUAGAAGAAUCCACAGACUUGACUUCAUCCACUAGAUGGAGCAAAGCCGUGUCUAUAUUUGAAAAUGAUGAACGUUUCAAGGCUGUCGAGCGUGACCGAGAUCGCAGGGAUAUGUUUGAAAGCUUCUUGGAGGAACUUCUGAACAAGACUGAUGACAAUGAUGACAGUGUGUUUGAUCGCUUGGGUCUCCCUUAUUCUUAUGAUCAUGAACGAGCAAGGGUACAGGAGGAACGGAAGCGAAAUGUAACAGAAUACAGAAGGUUUUUGGAAUCUUGUGACUUCAUAAAGGCUAAUACACAGUGGAGAAAGGUUCAAGAGCGCUUAGAAGCUGAUGAAAGAUGUUCUUGUCUUGAAAAAAUCGAUCGCUUGGAAAUAUUCCAAGAUUAUUUACAUGAUUUAGCAAAGGAAGAGGAAGAGCAAAAGAAGAUACAAAAGGAAGAAUUAAGGAAGACAGAACGGAAAAACCGUGAUGAAUUCCGCAAAUUGAUGGAAGAACAUAUUGCUUCAGGCAUUCUUUCAGCAAAAACACACUGGCGUGAUUAUUAUACAAAGGUGAAAGAUUUACAUGCCUACGUAGCAGUGGCAUCAAACACAUCGGGUUCAACUCCUAAAGACUUGUUUGAAGAUGUUGCUGAAGAGCUAGAAAAACAAUAUCAUGAAGAAAAAAGUAGAAUAAAAGAUGCAGUGAAAUUGGCAAAGAUCACAUUAUUGUCAACCUGGACGUUUGAAGACUUCAAAUCAGCUUUAUCAAAAGACAUUGGCCCUUCAUCAAUAUCUGAUUUCAACUUAAAGUUAGUGUUUGACGAGCUACUUGAACGGGUGAAGGAGAAGGAGGAGAAGGAAGCUAAGAAGCGUAAACGACUAACAGAUGAUUUCUUUCAUCUGCUAUAUUCUACCAAGGACAUUACUGUGUCUUCAAAGUGGGAGGAGGGUAGACCACUUGUUGAAGAAAGCCAAGAAUUCAGGUCUAUUGGAGAUGAAAGCCUUUGCAAGGAAGUAUUUGAGGAGUACAUUGCUCAGCUAAAAGAAGAGGCAAAGGAAAGUGAGCGGAAACGGAAGGAGGAAAGGCUACUAUUAAUUUUUCUACAGGUGAAGAAGGAAAAAGACAGGGAGGAAAGAGAGAGAAGGAAAGGGAAGCAAAGAAGGGAAAAAGAGGGAGGCGGGGAAAGAGGGAAAGAUGAGGCGCAUAAGAAGGAUAAAACAGACAGUGACAGUAUGGAGUUAACUGAAAUCCAAUCCUCCAAAGAAAAUAAAAGAUCUGAAGAUGAUAAUAGAAAACAAAGGAAGCAGCGGCACAGUCCCGAGCACGAAAUGGAUAAAGAGAAGACUAAGAAAUCUCAUGGUCAUGGUAGUGACCGCAAGAAGUCAAAACGCCGAGCAUCUGGCCAUGAAUCAGAUGAAGGACGGCACAAAAGACACAAGAGAGACCACCGCAGAGAAGGCGAGCAUGGAGAUCUUGAAGAUGGGGAAUUUGGUGAUGGUGUGGAUAGAUGGUAG